This is a messenger RNA of Linum trigynum, 1710 nucleotides long. NCBI's taxonomy places the organism in Eukaryota, Viridiplantae, Streptophyta, Magnoliopsida, Malpighiales, Linaceae. The record is from the annotation of a GenBank genome assembly.
AUGGCCGAGAAGCUAACUGAGUGGAACAAGUCCACUUUUGGCAAUGUCUUUCAAAAGAAGAGGAGACUGCUUAGCCGAAUCCAUGAGAUCCAAAAGAAGAUUGCUAAUGACUUCUCCCCAGGGCUCUUCAAACUCCAAUCGAAGCUUGAGAAGGAGCUUGAUGAUGUGCUUGAACAAGGGGAACUGAUCUGGUUCCAGAGGUCAAGGGAGCAGUGGGUGCGAUUUGGAGAGCGGAACACUGCCUAUUUUCACCAGCAAGCGAUCAUUCGAAGACGGAGGAACAGGAUAGCGAGCCUGAAAAACGACAACGGAGAGUGGGUGUCUGAUCCGCAGGAGUUGGCGGCCAUGGUUUUUGACUUUUUUGCUCUUCUAUACCUGCAGGAUGAUCAAGAGUACUCGGAUAACAUGCCUAAACAUGCUUUCCCGAGGUUGUCUCAGGAUGAUUUCCGCCAGCUUCUCCUCCCCUUCACAGGAGCGGAUAUUUUUAAGGCGAUCCAAGACAUGAAGCCUUUUCAAGCCCCGAGCCCGGACGGGUUUCAAGCCAUUUUCUAUCAAAGAUCGUGGCAGGUGGUCGGGAAAGCGCUUAUUGACUUGGCUCUUAGUUUUUUCUCUACAGGUGUCCUUCCGGAGGAAGAGGUGGAGUCGACAGUGGUUCUCAUCCCCAAGGUAGAUCAUCCGGAGAUGGUUUCACAGCUGCGCCCGAUCUCCCUCAACAAUGUGUGCCUGAAAGCCAUUAUCAAAGUCAUCACCAACCGACUUAAGCCCAUCAUGAAGAAGCUAGUGUCUCCCAGACAAAGCAGCUUCAUUCCUGGCCGUCAGACCACAGAUAACAUCAUUGUUUUGCAGGAAGUUCUUCACACUUUGAGAAAGAGGAAGGGCAAGAAAGGAGGGAUCGUGCUAAAAAUUGACUUGGAGAAGGCGUAUGACCGGCUCAGAUGGGACUUCCUCCGGGACACUCUCAAGGAAAUUGGCCUUCCUAGCUCGUGGAUUAGCUUCAUCAUGUUUUGUGUCGAACACAACAGGAUGAGAUUGCUAUGGAACGGAGAGCUCUCUGGUCCGAUCAUUCCUACCAGAGGCGUUCGUCAGGGAGACCCUUUAUCUCCUUACCUUUUUUUGUUAUGCAUGGAAAGAUUGUCUCGUAGAAUUGAACAGGCUAUAGGGGACAGGCUUUGGAAGCCAUUGAGAUUGUCCAAAGAAGGUCCCCCUAUAUCUCAUCUGUUUUUUGCAGACGAUCUUAUUCUUUUUGCAGAAGCUGAUAGCUCUCAAGUCAGGAUCAUUAAGCAAUGCCUCGAUGAGUUUUGCCAGAGCUCGGGACAAAGAGUUAACUACAACAAGUCGGCUAUCUUUGUCUCAGCUAAUAUUGAUCGGAGGAGAGCUUGCCGCCUCUCUUCUCGGGCUGGGAUUCCGCUCACGGUGGAUUUAGGGCGCUACCUUGGGGUAAUGGCAAUUCACGGGCGAGUGACUAAGGCGAGGUAUCGGGACCUGAUGCUGAGAAUUCAGAAGAAGCUCGCUCCAUGGAAAGCCAGACACCUCUCCCUAGCGGCCCGGAUUACAGUGGUGAAAUCUAUAUCUGCCUCUAUCCCCAUUUAUCCUAUGCAAACAGAACUGCUUCCUGUGAAUGUUUGCAGGUCUCUUGACCGGAUUAAUAGAGGCUUCAUCUGGGGGGACACUGAAGCCAAGAAGAAAAUUCACCUGGUUGGAUGGCAGUAG